This is a messenger RNA of Pararge aegeria (speckled wood butterfly), 906 nucleotides long. RefSeq lists its product as uncharacterized. Bases 34 to 906 code for a protein of 290 amino acids. The record is from RefSeq and is a predicted model, not a curated record. The transcript is spliced from 3 exons. NCBI's taxonomy places the organism in Eukaryota, Metazoa, Arthropoda, Insecta, Lepidoptera, Nymphalidae.
AUCAAAACUAAUGAUAAAGUGAAAAUCGCGAAAAUGAAGUGUGUUUGCCUCCUCCUGGCUUCUGCGGCCCUAGUACAUGGUUACGCAAUCAAGGACAAUGAAAUCGAAACAACCCGUUUGCGCACAAGUGAUGAUCUUCUGAACAGUGUUAUCAGUGAUUGUUUUGAAAUGGAAUCCCCGAUGUCAUGUCUCAAAGUGAAGGUCUUAUCAUUUUUGGACACGAAGCUCGGUGUGACUUCGGAGUCUGCGAGGGCUUUGGACGACGAUACCAUCGACAAAGUGAUCUUCGACCGGGUUGGGAGGGUUUUAAACCAAAAUGAGUUUAGGUUCCAACUGCCUGAGUUCAUCUUCCAAAGCGCUGAAGUUUCUUACCGUGCUGAUAGAGGAUUCGACGUGGACUUCCCCGAAACCGAUGCUGAAAAUGGCGAAGCUCGUGGCAUCCUCAAGAAGAAACUUCUGUUGCCAGUUCUUCUUCUUCUCAAGCUGAAGAUGAAGGCGCUGAUGCCGAUCCUGGUCGCCAUCAUCGGCAUCAAAGCUGUAAAGGCUUUGAUUCUUAGCAAACUGGCUAUCACUCUUGUCGUCGGAUUCCUUGUCUACAAUCUGAUUAUGAAGAAAGGAGCUAUGCCGAUGAUGAUGGCACCUACAGAACCGCCUGCACCCCAGUACGGACCUCCUGCUUCUCAGUACGGAACCCCGUCUACCCCUGCUGCCCCCCAGGACUCCUACAGCCCACAAUGGGAGCCAGCCAGCUCAGGACCUUACGCAAGAGUUUGGGACCCAUCCCAACUUGCAUACAGCUCAUACUACCCUGGUGAUUCCAGCGCAUCAUCAUCAUCAAAUCAAUCACCAAGCUACUCCAGCGUAUCCUCUAUCUCAGCGUCUGCAUCAUCAGCCUCAUCACCCUGA